AUGGGCUUAGGCUUUUACAAAGUUGACGAUUUACUAGACUCUAGUGUCAUUAUAGCUGGACAGAAGCUCUUUAUCCUUCAAGGAGACAGGUCUGACUCACUCCAGUGGGAGAAAUAUGGAUUCAGAUUAGAGUGUCCUCAAGGAGCAGUGUCCAAGGAUACUGAAGUAGCUGUUACUGCACUAGCUGGUGGUAAUUUCAAGGUACCCAAAGGUACUGUGCUAGUGAGUGCAGUAUAUGCGAUAUCAGUAUCUAAGGCACUAUUGAAACCACUGGUAAUAGAGCUACAACAUUGUAUGGAUCUAAGGAACACUAGUCAGACUGGUUGCCUCAAGUUUGUGAGAGCUCCACUGAAGUCUCCUUACCAGUUCAGUAUAGUUGAAGGAGGAUCUUUUAGUGUUGGGAACAGAUUUGGUUCUAUUAAACGUGAUGAGUUUUGUGCUCUUGGUAUUGUACAUAUUGGUAAUGGAGACAAAACUAAUGGAGGUGGGAAUGGAUCAGAGAAUGAUACACAAACCCUAGCAGAAAAUAAUGAUAGUGAGGAGGAGACUAAUGGAGACACACCUAAUGAUAGCAGUAAUGGAGCAGGAGAGAAUAGUAGUGGAGGAGGAGCCACUUCAUCAACAAGUACUACACCACCUAAUGACUCAGUUAAUGAUGAUCCUUCUCAGUUAGUCCAUGAGGCAGAAUCUCAUAUUACUGAUGAAUCAACAGUACAACAAUUGGAUCAUGUACUAAGUGAUUCUGAUGAACCUACAGUUACUGUAUCCACUGAACAGUGUCCAGCAAGGAAUGAUAAUGAAUCACUACAAUCUUCUACCAAUCAUUCCACUGCACGUUCAGACAUUAAUGGACAUUUUUGUGAUACGUUGUAUUCUGGAAUGAUGUACUCUGAUAAGAAAGAAUUUGGUCAUUGGAAAGCUAUGUAUUCUGUUGUUAGGGAUUUGGAAGUUCUUAAAACGUACUUAGAGAGCAAGCAGACGUCCAUUGAAUAUGAUGAUAUUGCUGACUCAUUUAAGUUUAUUCAACCAAAUGGAACCCUUAAAUUGAUUCUACAAACUAAUCAACUGCAGUUAGGAUGGACUGUUAAUCCUGACAGAGAACCAAUGGAAUUGUUUCAGUCUACAAUUGAGCAUUUUUCAUCAUGUUCCUCUCCAUCUUAUGCAACCUGCAGUAUAUCAGUGUAUGCUAAACCUGGUAUUGCUCAGGAUCCACUUCACUGUCCUAUUAAAUUAACUGGAAUAGAUCCUUCAAAAAUUGUCUACAUCAACAAAUCACCUCCUGCUCUUCCUUCAUCAUUGAGUCCUAUUACCUCCUCCUCCUUUAAUGUAGUACAUGAAUCAACAUCAGUAUCAUACACUGGAGGAGCUAGUAAGUGA
Molecule: messenger RNA, 1377 nt
Organism: Amphimedon queenslandica
Lineage: Eukaryota; Metazoa; Porifera; Demospongiae; Haplosclerida; Niphatidae
Exons: 8
Coding region: 1-1377 (458 amino acids)
Source: RefSeq, a predicted model, not a curated record